Molecule: messenger RNA, 1152 nt
Organism: Podospora bellae-mahoneyi
Lineage: Eukaryota; Fungi; Ascomycota; Sordariomycetes; Sordariales; Podosporaceae
Exons: 1
Coding region: 1-1152 (383 amino acids)
Source: RefSeq, a predicted model, not a curated record
AUGCUUGUUCAGGCGUCGCAUGCGCGACCGGCCGGAACAAUGCUUGAAACUGAAUAUGCUCGCCGGCGAGCCCCUCCCAUGGAUCCGGCGAUGAGCGCCAUUGCCUAUUCCCAUUCCAGGACCCGCACAACCUCGUCGAACAUCUUUCCCGCCCACUUUCAAUCGCCGGCCGCCCCUCCAAACAAUUACUACCCGCAAACACAUCUGGCUCAACCUCAUGUGCAGCAUCAGCGCCGGUCUCCCAGUGUAAAUACGUUCAGCACCAUUUCCAGCGGCGGUGCCCCUUACAGAAACUCCCCUUCCAUGGACAUCAGGAGAUCGACCUCGAGCCGUUCCGGCGGGGCACCCGGUUCUCCCCAGCAGCCAGGAGGCUAUGUGGCCCUCCUUCGAAAGCAAAAGGCUACGGUAUGGUGCGACCGCGCUCAGCAGGAAGAUGCUAGGCUUCUCGCCCAGCAACGCAUGGCCAAGGUGCGGGCUAACUCCGAGGUGGUCGGAGCCAACAACAGCCCUUCGCUCGGACCCGUGAGUGCCGGUCGGACCUCGACCGGGCUCAGCUCUGCCGGCGGAAAGGUUGCGGCAAAGAUCAGACACCACGGAAAACCCACCGUUAUUGGAUACUCCCCAGGAAGCAACUUCAACGUCGUCGGCGGUGUUCCUUUACGUCUUAGUGCUACGGAGGUGGAGGGCGAGGAAAGCGAAGAUGAAGCCACCAUUCAGAGAUCCAAUCACCGCCGGCAAGGUAGUUCCAGCAGGAGCAGCACGACCAGCAGCAGGAAAACAGCACCACCGUAUCGCUCGUCCGGAGGCCUCGGUCAGGUUACACAAGGUGGAGGAACUCGGUGGAGCCCGCACGGAACUCCCGAACGGUCAGGAUCACUGGUGGAAGACACGCAGGGCGAGCAACAAUUCGCCAGCGAGGAGGCUUAUGGGAAAGCAAAGAGCUUCGCCAGCGGUAGCAGCGGCGAGCGACUGGACACUGUGCCUGACCUCCAGGCAAACAGUGCACAGGUGGCCAACAACAGUGCGAGAAAUGCCUCGUUGACCCGCGAAAAGAGUUUGAGAACACCAGACGAGCUCAAGAGACGAGGAAGUGUGGACGAGAGAACAAUGACUCUCACGACUGGCCGCUUGUAUAUUGCCAACCCCGAUUGA